AUGGCCUGGGAAGCCCUGGCCUCGGGGCUGGGACCACUGGCGCGAAUGCUUCCGUUACGCUGGGUGGGGGGACAGACUGGGAGGAAAAAAGAGCAACUCUGGGAUUUACCCAUCAGUUUCCCGGAGCUGUUCUCACCGCACACAAAAGACCAGCCAAGCGGCGGGGCGCAGCGGAGACGAGGCGAAAGGUACCGUCUCGCCGCCAACAACUGUCUUGGUUCCAACAAAUUUAAAAAGGUUACGUUUAAAACCCUGCAAACGCUCUGGGAGAAAACGUCUUUUCUUGCUCAACGUCUAAGGGCCGGAAAAGUGGGCGGCGCCCAGAGCAGGCAGGCAACCAGGUCCGUUUUUAAACCUUAUUUUCGACUGCGGGUCUUGGGAGUCCGAGCUUCCGAAUUAAAGGAGAGCCUGCGGCGAGAGCAGGGAGCGCCCGGGACGCCCCGCCGCCAGGCUGUCUGCCCUCGGGCCGCCGCGGUUCGGGGAAGUGGGGGCCCCGCGCCCCAACCCGCCUCGCGCGGUCCCCGCGACGGGCGCACUCACCUCGGUGCCGGCGGCGCCCACGGAGACGGCGCGGCUGCCCUCCGGCCUCCACACCCGCAGCAGCGGCGCCCACGCGACGUUGCAGCCCUACCGGCUCCGAGAGGAAGGGAGAGGGAUAAAGAAUUAGAAACAUCGAUGAGAGAGAAACAUCGAUCAGCUGCCUCUUGCACACCCCCUACUGGGGAUGUGCCCGCAACCAAGGUACAUGCCCUUGACCGGAAUCGAACCUGGGACCCUUCAGUCCGGAGGCUGAUGCUCUAUCCACUGAGCCAAACCGGUCAGGGCAAAAGGACUUCUGUUCAGCCAGGUUUAACCUUUUGCACUUGGAUGUCGAGUGUGACUCGACACGGUUAGCAUCGGUAGCAGCUCGUAUGUCGAAUUGUAUUGAAUGCAUCAAUAAUUUGAAAUAUAAAAAAUUCCAAAUAAAUAAGUUUGUAUGAAAAGAAACUCCAGUGUUUUAUUCUACUGCCGUGCUUUGUAAAAUCUGGGGUAUUCAAAAAAAUUAAAUCCCGAGUAGGAAUCGAGAAAAAAGCAAGCGAGUGCAGAGGGUUAAGGCAGUUCUGAAUGAUGAUUAUUCUGUAGCUUAGUUGUAAUUUUGAUGUGGUUGUGGAAGGAAGCGAGUAUCUAUGCCACCACUUGACUAGAAAUCCCUAUUUCAGUAUAGUUUUAAUUUCUUUGCUCUAUUAUGAAUGACAUCAAAAAUAUUUUCAUAUGCAUCAAUUACAUAUGUAAAGCUUUAUU
This is a messenger RNA of Eptesicus fuscus (big brown bat), 1281 nucleotides long. RefSeq lists its product as uncharacterized. Bases 1 to 894 code for a protein of 297 amino acids. The record is from RefSeq and is a predicted model, not a curated record. NCBI's taxonomy places the organism in Eukaryota, Metazoa, Chordata, Mammalia, Chiroptera, Vespertilionidae. The transcript has 4 exons.